Nothobranchius furzeri (turquoise killifish) is the source of this 3769-nucleotide messenger RNA. It is a transcript of the gene narf, whose product is annotated as nuclear prelamin A recognition factor. Gene Ontology annotation, cellular component: lamin filament. Gene Ontology annotation, molecular function: lamin binding. Lineage: Eukaryota; Metazoa; Chordata; Actinopteri; Cyprinodontiformes; Nothobranchiidae. The record is from RefSeq and is a predicted model, not a curated record.
CUUCUGCGCAUGCGUCUCGGAAGCACCGGGUGUAAUGGCGCUAGAGCACGAAUGGCCGGGUCAGAAGAAGCCCUGUGCCGUGAUAAGUAGCGUCUGGUAGAAUAACCGUUGGCGGUCCAAGUCGGUGACGCCGUUCAAUAAUAACCUGAGACUAAAAGCGUCAAAAAAGGGGAGAAAUCACCUGCUGAGCGGCGCAGGUGCUUCCUUAAGCGGUGGCUCCUCUAGCUAGCUGUCCCCCGCGGGUUGACAUGUCUUUGUCCUCAACAACAGAGAAGUAGCAACCGUCCGGUGAGUUACCUCCACGCUGAGCCGUCCCUGUCCACUCUACGUUUCACACCAACUCGUGGCUCCACAUUUAUGGCUGUCGUCGUUUAAAAAGUGAAACAAAAGCGGCCUAACCAGCUAAUACCCUCUAACCAGACGAGUCCAAAGAGAGCUGCUGAGGAAAAUGUCAGAGGUCAAGAUAGCCAAGCUGAAGGAGAAGUGCGAGAACUGCACCAAGCAGUGCAACAAGAAACAGAGUGAGGAUGGAGCUCACCCCAUCCAGGAGAGCGAUAAAGUCAACGGGCAGGUGACUGAAGGGUCCCAGCUGCUGCUGAGCGCCUGUCUAUCCUGUGAUGGCUGUCUGUCUGAGGAGGACACCCUGAGGAUCUCUCAGCAGAAUCUGGACGAGGUGGAGCGGGUUCUGGCCCUAAAUAAGAAGUGUGACACAUCAAAACACAAGGUGCUUGUGGCGUCCGUGUGUCCACAGUCGCUGCCUUUCUUUGCUGUCAAGUUUGGUCUGGACCUUGCUGAAGCUGCACACAAGCUCUGCAGCUUCCUGAAGCACCUGGGAGUUCAGUUUGUGUUUGACACCACGCUGGCAGCGGGCUUCAGCAUCUUAGAGACUCAGAAAGAGUUCAUUCAGAGGUAUCGCAGGAGGCACCAUGACUCCCACGCCGUGCCCAUGUUCACCUCCUCGUGUCCAGGCUGGAUCCGAUAUGCAGAACGCAUCCUGGGUAGUUUGGUCACGCCUCAGAUCUGCACCGCCAGGUCCCCCCAGCAGAUCAUGGGCUGUCUGGUCAAAGACUUCUUCUGUAAGCAGCAGAAGCUGAGUCCAGACGGAGUUUAUCACCUGGUGGUGGCGCCCUGCUUCGAUAAGAAACUGGAGGCUGUCAGAGAGGAGUUUUACAACACGCUGAUGGAGACCAGAGACGUGGACUGUGUCCUCACCUCCAGGGAGAUCUACCACCUGAUGGAGCAGAGGAAGGUGUCUGUGGAGGAGCUGGACUCGGUUCCACUGGACCAAGUGCUGGGAGACGGUGGAGACGUGGCGCUGGUGCGGCACGACGGUCGCGGCUCCGAGGGCCUCCUGGAACACGUCUUCAAACACGCUGCCAAAGAGCUCUUUGGUCUGGAGGUGCAGGAAGUCACGUACAAAACCCUCAGGAAUCGGGACUUCCAGGAAGUGACCCUGGAGCGAGACGGGGAAACGCUGCUGCAGUUUGCCGCCAUUUAUGGUUUCCGGAACAUUCAGACGUUAGUGCACCGCAUGAGAAAGGGACGCGUCCCGUACCAGCUGGUGGAGGUGCUGUCCUGUCCCGGAGGCUGUCUGAGUGGCCGAGGUCAGGCGGAGAGCGAGGUAGAAGGUCGGGUGGACAAGGCUCUGGUCCAGCAGAUGGAGGAGGUCUACAGCAGCCUGCCGGUUCGACUGCCAGAGCUAAACCCUGUCCUGAAAACUCUGUAUGAGGACUGGCUGCAGGGCCAGGACUCGCCUCAGGCCGGAAAGCUGCUGCACACGGAGUACCGGAGCCCGGGUCAGGCCCACACGCAGCCCCCCCACAUGCAGUGGUGAGACACGCCAACAGCCAAGUGCUUCUGGACCAACUGUGGACCGUGCAGCUCCAGACUCGUGAGCUACUGCUCAGUCGGCCACACGGGGGCGCUGUUUUGUUUUCAGCAACAGGAGACUUCCGUGUGUUGAACCCAAACCUGAAGAGACAAAAGGGUCCAGAGUCCACCAGAACACACAUUUCUGCUUCUGCUGACUGGAGCUGGACUGUUCCUCAUUUGAGAUAAAGGAUCACAAAUAAAGUUUCACCAUGUCCCAGCGGUUCUGGGAACAUCUGUAGCAGGUUUACAGAGCAGUAACCCUGGACCGGAGUGAGGAGGUUAAACGGGCCUGAACCCGUCCAACAGACGACUUCCUGUCUAACUCAGUGCUCACUAUGCAACAGCACCCCUCCCCCUACAGGAUGUUACUGCCAUGUACUCGCCUCUCUUCUAGCCCCAUGAACCGGUUUUUAUUAAGUUAUGUUGUUAAUUUUACAGAAUCAGGAUAAGCUGUGGUGUAAACCUACUAAAACGUCCUGUCAGCCACCUGCUUGGUGUCUUCAGCGUUGAUCAUUAACAGACCUUGCAUGGCUCAGCGAUAAGGCGCUCCACCAGAGGGUCGACAAGCAGCUUUAAUUUACAGAGUAAAGGGGACCGGUCAGGUUCAAGGGCCAUGUUUGUAGAAGAAGAAGAAGAAAAGGUCUUUUCUGUAGCGCCUCUCAAGAUAAAAAUCACAGCUUCUCUUGAUUUAACCCGUGUUUAGCUUUGAUGGUGACCACAGCAGGAGGGUGUUAGAAAACCAGUAGAACCAGCUCCUGUCUGGCUUUCAGGACACAGAGUUUUUGAAUAAUCACACGUUACUUCUGGGUUCAUGCAAACAUCUGGAGCGGCGUGCACAUGCCGAAUGUUUUAGCUGCAUUCGUCUUUUCAGGACAAAUCUGCAGAAUCGUGUUUACAACACAGAUGUCCUCCUCUCGCCCACACAAAACUAAAACACAUGUUAAUCUAGGUAUAACGUUGAGAUUAUUUAAAACAGUCAUGGUGUCUCCAGCUGCUGCCCUUUGCUGCUUUGUGCCCCGUAACCACCACAGCUACUGGCUCCACAGGUGCAGAAACGCACCACGUCAGAGGGAACGCGGGGGUUGGGGAGACUGGAGCCAAGCCGAGACUCCCCUCGUCUGCAUUAACUGUAUGGUGCAGAUGGAGCUGAUGGAGCUUUUCUGGUGGUCAAACAACAAAAAGGGUUGCGGUUCGGUCUGCGUGCUCUUAAAUGUCUCCGCCAGGUUUUAGACCGCCUGGAGGUGCAGCCGGCAGCGCUGACAUGAACAGAAAGCGUAGGAGCGGAUGUAAACAGCCCAGAGGCCCCAGAGUCCAGCUGGAGGAGCCAACUGCAUCACCGUCCGAGAACAGAACCUGUUUCUUUCAGCGCUCAGGAAAGCCGUGAAAAUGCUGAUUUAAAGGAUAAUUACGGACUUUCCUCAGCUCCUGCUCAGGGUUGGGUGUACGGCUCGACGGAGACCAACUCUGUUUGUUUUUGUCACGUUUUAAACUCCUUUACAAGAUGAGCUGAUGGAAGUGCUAGCAGGUACCUGGAAAUCAAAGUGAAGGUAUGAAGUUCGCCGUGUAGCUGAUGCCCAGUGCCAUGGCAACAGGGAAGUGAUUCAGAUUUUACUCCUGAUGGGAUAUUUUCCUCAUUCAUACCUCGACGCUCACCUGAGUAAACCAGUCUUGUCAUCCUGUUGACAGUAAUCAGAACUUUAUUCACAUCUCAGAGAUUGCUAGUGGUGAUAAUUUAUCCAUGUGUCUCCCGCCUGAGCACCCCUGGGCACCAGCUCCCCGUGACCCUGCAAGAGACUUGAUGGUUUAAAAAAAGGAAUAAACAACACGGUCAUGUCAAUAUUUUCAUCAGAGUUGACUAUUUCAUUGCAAUAAACUCAAAACAGGCCAUCGGUAACGU